Hibiscus syriacus is the source of this 1225-nucleotide messenger RNA. Its product is annotated as protein NETWORKED 3C-like. NCBI's taxonomy places the organism in Eukaryota, Viridiplantae, Streptophyta, Magnoliopsida, Malvales, Malvaceae. Gene Ontology annotation, molecular function: actin binding. The transcript has 2 exons. Gene Ontology annotation, cellular component: vacuolar membrane. The record is from RefSeq and is a predicted model, not a curated record. The coding region runs from base 127 to 996 and encodes 289 amino acids.
CAGGCGAAUAGCUCUGUUUUUCUUACCAUAAUUUUCCAUUUCCUCCCCGUUCUUUGAUCUUAACUGUAAAAUCUGGCUAUUUGGCCUUUGUUUUUUUUGAGGUAAAGAGGAGACGAGAGAGAGGAGAUGGUUCAAAUGAUGAGCAAGAUGGAAAAUUCACGGUGGUGGUGGUUCGAUAGUCAUCACGACGGUUCAAAGCGAUCCCAAUGGCUUCAGUCCACUCUUUCUGGGCUGGACAACAAGACCAAGGCUAUGCUAAAAUUGAUCGAGGAAGAUGCAGAUUCCUUUGCCAAACGUGCAGAAAUGUAUUACAAGAAACGUCCCGAGUUGAUUAGCAUGGUCGAAGAUUUCUACAGAUCCCACCGUUUGCUCGCCGAACGGUAUGAUCAAAUCAAGUUGGACCCUGGUACUCGACUCGUAACAACAUUGGGAUCCCCAUUUGCUUCCAUGAAGUACCAUCCCGAUAAGGCCAAGAAUUUUAUGGAUAAAACCUAUGAUAGCAACUCUGAGAGUUUUUAUUCCGAUGAUUAUGCUGAAUCAGAAGUUGAUGACCCCGAACAUUAUGAAGUUGUUGAUCAAGUCGAGGAUUCUGGGCAGGAAGACAAAUAUGAAACCAGUAUAGUGACUAAAGGAGGACAUAUCGAUAAUGAAGAUGGAAACCUCCUUGCCCCCCAAGUAAGGCAAGAAGUUCCAACGAAGGUGUUCGAUGAUGGAGUGAUGAAGUUAAGGGAGGAAAUAGCCAAACUAAAAGAAGAGAACAAGGCUCAGAAGGCUCAAUUAAUCGAGAAAGACGAAGCGAAGAAAGAGGUGAUUCGACAACUCAGUUUGGCUGUCCAAGUGCUCAAGGAUGAGAAUAUGGAGCUUAAGAAGAGUAUUGCUAAAGCACCACCCCUAAGGAAAUGGAGUCCCCUUGAUUUCAACAAAGUAAAGGGAGGACUUUUCGGGAUGUUAUUCAACGGAUCUCCAAAGUCCGGUCCUAGCGUCGUUGCUCUGUAGAUUUCGAGUUAGGUUACAUUAAGAAAAAUAGAAUAUACAUAUACAUAUACAAGUUCAGGUUAGAUGUAUUUGUUAUACAUGUGUUACCUCAGAUUGUGAUAUUCUUUUGUUCAAUUUUGUUUCAUUGUUGUUGUAACAGUUUUUGUUUUUCCUUAAUGUGAAAAGAUGUUGAACUUAAUAUAGUCUUUGUGCUAAUACUAUAUAUAAUUAAGUUUUUUUUCUAUCUAAA